AUGGCGCCGAAGAAGAAGGGUAACAAGAAGGGCCAGGACGACUGGGAGGCUGAAUUGGGAGAAUCCAUCGCCCCGGCCAAUGAAGCGCCCGCGGCCAACGAGGAGAAUGGCGAGGACGAAGAGGCUGGUGGUGGCGGCCUGAUGGCCAUCAUGCGCAAGAACAAGGAGAAGCGCAAGAAGAAGGGCAUUGUGGACGAGGAGCCUGCCCCAGAACCAGCGGUGGAGGAGGACCUGUCCGCCAAAGCGCCCGUCGAAGCAUCUCUAGACGAUGACGAGUUCGCCCUACCGCAAAAGAAGGGCAAGGGUGGCAAGGGCAAGCCUGCCCCAACAGCGGCUAAGAAGGACGAUGACGACCUUGAAGAGCCUGGCAGGAUCCUCACCAAGGCUGAGAAGGAAAAGCUGAAGAAGGAACGCGAGAAGCAGCGUAAGAAGGAACAGGCUGCGAAGAAGAAGCCGACUACAGCCGCGAAAGCCCCGGAGCCCGCAAAGGCAGCUCCCGCCAAAGAGGAAGCCGCCCCUGAAGAGUCUGCCGCCCCUGCUCCUGCUGAGACAGGAGGCAAGAAGAAGAAGGUUCCGGCGCAUCUGGCUCUGAUUCAGAAGCAACAAGAGGAGCUUCGUCGUAGACAGGAGGAGAUUGCCCGCUUGGAUGCUGAAGCCAGGGCCAAGGCUGAAGAGCAAGAAAAGCAAUUGGCUGAAGAAGCCAAGCGUAAGGAAGAGCAGAAGGCCAUCAAGAAGCAGCGUGAGAAGGAGCGUAUUGAUCAGCUGAAGAAGGAGGGCAAGUUCCUCACCAAGGCACAGAAAGAAGAGAAAGCUCGAAAUGAGUUGAAGCUCCAGCAGAUGCUUGCAGCUGGAAUUAAGAUUGGACCUCAGGAGGAAGAGGGCGCACCUAAGAAGAAGGUGGUAUAUGAUAGCAAGAAGAAGAGAGGAAAGAACGAUAAGAAAGAUGAAGAGGCUGCUCUAGCUGAGGCUGCGGAACGAGCACGACUUCAGGCCGAGAAAGCCGCGAAAGAAGCAGAGGAGAAGGCGGCAAAGGAAAAGGCUGAUGCUGAGGCCAAAGCUCAGGCUGCAAAGGCGGCUCAAGAGAGCGACAUUGAAGAUGACUGGGAAGCCGCUGCAAAUAGUGGAGGAGAGGACGACGUCAAAGACAGCUGGGAUGCCGAUUCCGACGAAGAAGCCGAGAAGAAAUCAGCCGCCAAAAAGGACGAGGACGGUGAAGAAGAGGAGGAGGAUCAAAGCGACGAGAGCGACGAGAGCGAGUCUGAAGAUGAAGCCGUAUCAAAGGCCAAGCAAGCCGAGGCUCAGCGCAAGAAGGAAGCUGCGGAGCGGAGAGAAAAGGCCCACCAAGCCGCCUUGGCUGCUCGAUCCAAGGACGAUUUGCGCUCUCCCAUCUGCUGUAUUCUGGGACACGUCGAUACUGGAAAGACGAAGCUUCUUGACAAGAUCCGACAGACCAACGUUCAAGAGGGCGAAGCUGGAGGUAUUACCCAGCAGAUUGGUGCUACGUACUUCCCGGUUGAGGCCAUCAAAGCGAAGACGGCCGUCGUUAACAAGAACAAUGAGUUUGAGUUCAAGGUCCCCGGUCUCUUGGUCAUUGACACCCCUGGCCACGAGUCUUUCUCUAACCUCCGUUCCCGCGGUUCAUCAUUGUGUAACAUUGCUAUUCUGGUUGUGGAUAUUAUGCAUGGUCUUGAACCACAGACUCUGGAGUCAAUGCGCCUGCUUCGCGACAGAAAAACGCCAUUUAUCGUGGCUCUCAACAAGAUUGACAGACUUUACGGAUGGAAGAAGGUGGACAACAAUGGCUUCCAAGACAGUCUGGCGCUUCAGAGCAAGGCGGUUCAAAACGAAUUCAAGAACCGCUUGGAGGCCACUAAGCUGGCCUUUUCAGAGCAAGGUUUCAACUCCGAGCUCUUCUACCAGAACAAGUCUAUGGCUAAAUUCGUCUCGCUUGUACCCACAUCAGCACACACCGGAGAAGGUAUUCCGGAUAUGUUGAAACUUAUCCUCCAGCUCACCCAGGAGCGUAUGGUCGGCUCGCUCAUGUAUCUGUCCGAGGUCCAAGCAACAGUCCUGGAAGUCAAGGCUAUUGAGGGUUUUGGUAUGACUAUUGAUGUCAUCCUGUCCAACGGAAUCUUGAGAGAGGGUGAUCGAAUAGUCUUGUGUGGCACUGAAGGAGCGAUUGUGACAAAUAUCAGAGCUCUACUCACUCCGGCGCCGCUGCGCGAGCUACGUCUCAAGUCAGCGUACGUUCACAACAAGGAGGUCAAGGCUGCUUUGGGUGUCAAGAUCAGCGCCCCUGGUCUUGAAGGCGCCAUUGCAGGUUCGAGACUGAUGGUGGUUGGACCAGACGAUGAUGAAGAGGAUAUCUGCGACGAGGUCGAGUCGGAUCUGGCCAACCUUCUCAGCAGAGUCGAAACCUCUGGUCGUGGUGUCAGCGUGCAGGCUUCCACCCUUGGUUCACUGGAGGCUCUGCUCGAUUUCUUGAAAGACUGCAAGAUUCCCGUGGCCAAUGUUGGUAUCGGCCCAGUUUACAAGCGUGAUGUCAUGCAAUGUGGUGUUAUGCUGGAAAAAGCGCCCGACUAUGCUGUGAUGCUUUGUUUCGAUGUCAAGGUCGAUAAAGAAGCUAUGGCAUAUGCAGAAGACCAAGGUAUCAAGAUCUUCCAAGCUGACAUCAUCUAUCAUCUGUUUGAUAACUUUACCAAGCAUAUGGAUGAGAUGUUGGAGAAGAAGAAGGAAGAGUCUAAGAUGUUGGCUGUCUUCCCUUGUGUCUUAAAGCCAGUUGCUGUCUUCAACAAGACAGGCCCCAUCGUUAUUGGAGUUGACGUGACGGAAGGUCAGCUUAAAAUCAAUACGCCAAUUGCAGCUGUAAAGACCAACCCAGUGACCAACACCAAGGAGAUUAUUGGCCUUGGUAGAGUCACCUCGAUUGAGCGAGACCACAAGCAAAUCCCUGUCUGCAAAAAGGGCCAACCCUCUGUCGCCAUCAAGAUCGAGAUGGGAGGCCACCAGCCCAUAUACGGACGACACCUAGAAGAGGCCGAUCUGCUCUACAGCCAAAUAUCUCGAGCUAGUAUUGACACUCUGAAGGAGUUUUACCGCAAAGACGUGACCAACGAUGAAUGGCAGCUGAUUAUCAAGCUGAAGCCCCUGUUUGACAUUUGA
Messenger RNA from Trichoderma gamsii, 3162 nucleotides. RefSeq lists its product as hypothetical. NCBI's taxonomy places the organism in Eukaryota, Fungi, Ascomycota, Sordariomycetes, Hypocreales, Hypocreaceae. Gene Ontology annotation, molecular function: translation initiation factor activity; GTP binding; GTPase activity. Bases 1 to 3162 code for a protein of 1053 amino acids. The transcript has 4 exons. The record is from RefSeq and is a predicted model, not a curated record.